This is a messenger RNA of Chenopodium quinoa (quinoa), 3511 nucleotides long. RefSeq names its product calmodulin-binding transcription activator 3-like. Gene Ontology annotation, cellular component: nucleus. The record is from RefSeq and is a predicted model, not a curated record. Gene Ontology annotation, molecular function: protein binding; transcription coregulator activity; double-stranded DNA binding. Gene Ontology annotation, biological process: regulation of transcription by RNA polymerase II. The transcript is spliced from 12 exons. Bases 331 to 3303 code for a protein of 990 amino acids. Lineage: Eukaryota; Viridiplantae; Streptophyta; Magnoliopsida; Caryophyllales; Amaranthaceae.
GUAUGCCCAAUUCUCGGGCCGGGCCAAGAUUCGUGCCAAAUUUUUUGUGCCCAAACCCGCCCAAAAUGGUCGAACCGGGCAAAAAAAAAUUAACUAAAUAUGCAUAAAAACGCAUUCCCAAACCCGCUGAAAAAAAAUUUCGGGCCGGGCGAACUUUGAUGACCUCUCCUUUUUCCCCUAAAAAAAAAUCUUCUUUCUUUGCCUUCUUCCGCGGUGGUCACUGCAUCAUUUUGUUUGAAUUCCAUCAUCUUCUCACUUCUUCCCCAAAUCAAACGCCUUAAAAUUUCAAAACUCUUUCUUCAUUUUCGCUGAUUAUUACUAGGGUUUCUUAUGGCUCAGACGAAUCAUCUGGAAUUCGGCAAUCAAUUAGACAUUGAACAAAUUCUCUUUGAUGCUCAACAUCGGUGGCUGCGGACACCGGAAAUUUGCGAGAUUCUUCAGAAUUAUAAGAGAUUUAAUAUUGCACCAGAACCUCCCAAUUUGCCUCCAAGUGGUGCACUCUUUUUGUUUGACAAAAAAGUGCUAAGAUACUUUAGGAAAGAUGGUCAUAGUUGGAGAAAGAAAAAAGACGGAAAGACGGUUAAAGAGGCUCACGAGAGGCUGAAGGCAGGGAGUAUCGAUGUGUUGCACUGCUACUAUGCCCAUGGAGAAGACAAUGAAAAUUUUCAGAGAAGAAGCUAUUGGAUGUUAAAAGAUGAGCUCUCGCACAUUGUACUUGUUCACUAUAGGGAUGUGAAGGGCUACAGGACAACCUUUAACCGCUUUAAAGAGACUGAAAAGGAUAUUGCAAAUACCCAAAUUAAACAAAUUGUAUGCAAUUCUGAGGCAGAAAGUACCUUAAAUUCAGGCCUGCAGCAAAAUUGUUGUCCAAUGCUUUCUCAAAACACUGAUAGCAGAACCCCAAACAGUGCUCAGGCAUCAGAUUAUGAAGAUGCUGAGUCAGGGAAUCAAGCAAAGUCAACCACUGUUUCUUCUCUGGAGAUUGAUGUAGAUAGACCAGUACAAAAGCAUCAGAAUGAGCUAUGGGGAUGGGAGGAUGUUUUGGAAAAUCACAAUGUCAGAGUGCAAUUUGCAUCAUUAGAAUCCUCCAUCUUAAAUGUACAAUCAGAUUCUGUGCACACCAACUCUAAACAAGAAAAUGUGAUCACAAAACUUUUCUUGACAGAUCCCUGUUGUAACACCCAGGCAUCAAGGGAUCUUGCUCAAGGCCCAGAAGAGUGGCAGGCUAUGCAUGCCAUGGAUUAUCAAACUGAGCCUUCUGUUGCAGCAUGCAAAGAAGAUCAAGUAGAUGUAGAGAGCAAUCUGACUGGUGUGAAAAAUUCUAGCCACUUUUCUGCUGCAAGAACUUUAUUAGAUAGACCUGUUAAAGAUGAAACUCUAAAGAAGAGUGACAGCUUCAGCCAGUGGAUGUGCAAAGAACUUGAAGAUGUGGAACCAGUCAAACCAUCAUCUGGUGCAUACUGGGAUGCUGAUGACAAGAGAAGUGAUUGUCUGAAUCUCCCACCUCAAGCUGAGUUCGACUCUUACACUGUUGGUCCCUCACUUUCACAGGACCAGCAUUUUAGGAUUAUUGAUUUUGCACCAAAUUGGGGAUAUGCUGGCUCUGAAACUAAGGUUUUAAUUACUGGGAAAUUUAUGAAGACUCGACCAGAUGCAGAAAAUUGUCAGUGGUCAUGUAUGUUUGGUGAAGUGGAAGUACCAGCUGAGGUUAUAGCUGAUGGUGCCCUACGUUGCCAUGCACCCCCUCAUUGUGUGGGUAGAGUUCCAUUUUAUGUAACAUGCUCUAAUAGAUUAGCAUGUAGUGAAGUGAGAGAGUUUGAAUACCAGGAUAAGAUUGUGCAUGGUCUUGAUGCAACCUUUUUUAUUCAAAUAAAAUUUUGCAAAUUACUCUCAUUGGGUUCCAGCUAUCGCCAGAAUAUUGUGCCUUGCAAUGGGGAUGGAAACUCAGAUUUGGAUCAUGAAAUCACGUCAUUGCUGAAGGGAAAUGACAAUGAAUGGUUCCAUAUACUGGAACUUUCUUCCAAGGAGGAGUUUUCUCUGGGUGAAGUGAAGGAUAGGCUUGCUGAAAAGCUUAUAAAAGAGAGGUUGUGUGAGUGGCUUCUAUGUAAGAGAACUGAAGGUGGAAAAGGUCCCCGUGUUUUGGAUGAGAAUGGCCAGGGUGUGCUACAUUUUGCAGCUGCUCUUGGAUAUGACUGGGCCAUCUCCCUAACUGUAGCUGCUGGUGUAAGUAUCAACUUCCGUGAUGUGCGUGGGUGGACUGCUCUGCAUUGGGCAGCAUAUUAUGGCAGGGAGCGUACAGUUGUUUAUCUCAUCUCUCUGGGUGCAUCCGCUGGGGCGUUAACGGAUCCUUCCCCAACAUAUCCAAUGGGCAGAACACCUGCUGACUUGGCCUCGGAAAAUGGUCAUAAAGGGAUUUCUGGAUUUCUGGCAGAAUCAGCCUUGAGUGCCCAUCUUGAAUGUCUGACAUUGAAGGAUAAAUUCAAACAGGACAGUACAGUAGUAGAGGUACUUGGAAUGACCUCUGUAUUAACUGCGACGGAACGGACUGCUACCCCGAUCAGCAAGGGAGUCAAUCUUGAUGGACUUUCAUUGAAGGACACUUUAGCAGCUGUUUGCAAUGCCUCCCAAGCUGCUGCGCGAAUUCAUCAAGUCUUUAGAUCACAUUCUUUCAAGAGGAAUCAGAGGAAGGAGUUUGGUAAUGAUAAAAAGGAAACCCCAGAUGAAUAUGCUCUCUCAGUAAUUACCUUAAACUCCCCCAAGCGUGGUCAACAUGAUGAGCCGGUGCAUGCUGCUGCUAUCAGAAUACAGAAUAAGUUCCGCAGUUGGAAAGGCAGAAGAGAGUUCAUUACACUCAGGCAAAAGAUUGUUAAAAUCCAGGCCCAUGUUAGAGGACACCAGGUAAGAAAACACUACAAAGCAUUUGUAUGGUCGGUUGGUAUUGUGGAAAAGGUAAUCCUUCGUUGGAGAAGAAAAAAAAGUGGGUUACGAGGGUUUAAAUCUGAGUCAUUGCCUGUGACGAAGCAACAGUCUGAGGGCAAAUCUUCCGAGGAUGACUACGAUUUCCUCAAGGAAGGUAGGAAACAAGCUGAGGAAAGACUGCAGAAAGCUUUAUCCAGGGUAAAGUCAAUGGUUCGUUAUCCAGAGGCAAGGGACCAAUACCGCAGGCUGCUUACCACUGUCACAGAGAUCAAAGAGAUGAAGGAUGGAUAUAGUAAUGCUAUUGAUGGGGCAUAUGCUGCAACCUCAAUGGGUGAUGACCUGGUUGAUCUUGAUAGAUUGCUGAAUGAUGGCACCACACCUUAGGAAAUAGCAAGAGACAUAUCUAACUUAGUCGACUAAGUUGCCCCAAUAAUUGUAUAUCUGUUCACUAUUAGAGUAGGAUUAUGUAUAUUGUUUAAGUACAUAUUAGUAAGAUGUUUCCAACAAUUUUUUACUUUAAUUUUUUUUCAAGUUUGACCUUCAAAAGAGAAAUGAUACAAUUAUUUAGUAACAGAACGUUCCAAAGUAGGCA